GUAAAACUCAACACUUCAGCUGAUGUGCCGCUGAAAUUUUUCUGUGUGCACCAAACAUUUGUUUAUUAUUGUGUAAAUCGUUCAUUAUUUGUAAACCAAUUCCGACUCGUUAGUGAUAUGCUUUACCUCUGAUCAAGUGUUAAAUUUGUGAUAAUCGAAAGACUGUAAUCGAAACAUCAACAAAAAGUGCUCAAUUAUCAGUAAUUUAUGGAAUUGAGAACUUUAUCAGAUUCGAAAAGCCAGCUCAAUACUGAUUAACUAUAAAUAAGUUGGCAAAACAGAAGUUAUCAACUGGAACGUUCAGUGGGUAAAUAGAAACCCCAACAGAUUCCAAGCAAGCCCACCAAUUACACCCGAAGUCGGACGAAUAGAAACGAACCCCAAAUAGAUUGAGAUACGAGUGGAAAAUGCGAGUGCUUGGAUCCAGUAUGCUAACAGCCCUCAAGCGGCUCUCAACCCAAAACCCCACCACCUUGAUCGGUAAUAUUCGGCCUAUGAGCUCUAUUGGAACCAUGAGUCUUCCCGAACGUCAGCCCUUCUCUCCGGACUUCUUCUUCCGUCAACUGUUUGAUGGAGAGAGUAGCACCUAUAGUUACCUCCUUGCGGAUCUGAAGAACGGAGAGGCAGUGAUCAUUGAUCCUGUUUUGGAGCAGGCAAAACGCGAUGCACAGCUGGUGAAAGAUCUUGGAUUUCAAUUAAAGUACGCCAUCAAUACCCACAUGCAUGCGGAUCACAUAACUGGCAGCGGUUGGUUGCGGAAGUUGACGGGCUGUCAGUCGGUCAUUGCCGCCGCCAGUGGAGCAAAAGCGGAUCGCCACCUGAAGGAAGGGGAUCGCAUAGAUUUUGGAACCCAUGUGAUAGAUACUCUGGCCACUCCGGGACACACAAACGGCUGCAUGAGCUAUGUGAUCAAAGAUCAGGGUUGCGUCUUCACGGGGGACACCGUCCUCAUUCGAGGAUGUGGACGUACUGACUUCCAGGAGGGUUGUCCGCGAAAUCUCUAUAACAACGUGCACGGCAAGAUCUUUACUCUCCCGGAGAACUUUCGCAUUUAUCCGGCACACGAUUAUAAAGGACAAUUGGAAAGCAGUGUGUGGGAGGAGAAGCGUUAUAACCCCAGACUGACAAAGGAUAUAGAAGAGUUUGUCAAAAUCAUGGACAAUUUGAAUUUGCCAUAUCCCAAGAAAAUAGAUGUCUCUGUACCCGCCAAUCGGGAGUGUGGGGUGUACGAUAUUCCCAAGGAGUAAGAAGACAACCCGCAGGCAGCUUAUACUAUAAGUUUCUCAAAGAGAUGUGUAAUCUUUAAAAUAAAUAUGCAUACAUUACUUAUCAAGAUAAA
Molecule: messenger RNA, 1339 nt
Organism: Drosophila ficusphila
Lineage: Eukaryota; Metazoa; Arthropoda; Insecta; Diptera; Drosophilidae
Product: persulfide dioxygenase ETHE1, mitochondrial
Exons: 5
Coding region: 408-1247 (279 amino acids)
Biological process (GO): glutathione metabolic process; hydrogen sulfide metabolic process
Molecular function (GO): sulfur dioxygenase activity
Source: RefSeq, a predicted model, not a curated record